AUGUGUACAUGGCUAACAAAUUCUACAGCUCUGCCUCACUGCAAUAUAUCGUGUUACUUUCCAUCCAUUUGCAAAGUACCCGGCCCAAAAUGGGCAAAGAUCACAGAUUUGUAUUCUGCCUAUCAUAGUUUGAGAGGAACUCUUCAUAUUAGAACAUUACAAGCUCAUGAUAAAUAUGGAAGUGUAAUUCGCCUGGGCCCUAACGAGUUGGGUUUUAAUUCGGCUGAAGCGCUUAAAGAUUUAUUCAUCAAAAAUGUUCAAAAAUCAAAAGGAUAUGCUGCUCUAGUCACCACACCAGGUGUCCAUAAUGUUCACAAUGCAGUGGAUUUCUCAAUUCAUAAACACAAAAGAAGCGUCGUUUCCAAAGGCUUUUCUAUUCCAUCUUUGCUAGCUUUCGAGCCAACCAUGAUUAGUACUAUUAAUCUAUUGAUACAAAAUCUAGUUAAGACAUCUAUCAAAAGUGAAAGUCAGAACAAUUGGUUGACACCUAUCAAUAUGGGUACUAGCUUCAAACAUAUGUCUUUUGACGUUAUGGGAGAAUUUGGGUUCGGACAAUCAUUCAAUCUACAAACCUCUUCUGAGAACCAUUUUCUUUUUGGAAUUAUUCCGGGAAUAUUAACCAGAGGGGGUAUUUUACUCCAAUGUCAAGCUUUCCAAAAAAUAGGAAUCGAAAGAAUUUUUUACCGGAAAGUUCAUACGGCGGUUAGAAAAUAUCACUCGACAGUGAGUAAAUUAGUGGCAGAUAGGCUGAAGGAAGACAAAAAUGCAAAGAGUGAUUUAUUUUCUUUCAUUUUCGAUGCGCAGUAUUCGAAUAAUGGGAAACAUGAAGAUAUUAAAACAAUGAUGAUUUCGGAAUUAUUUACUGACAGUGGAUUUUUGCUUGCUGCUAGUUCUGAUACAUCCUCGACAACUCUCUCCGCUCUUCUCUUCUACCUCUCUCGAUAUCCAAAAUGUUACGAAAAAGUCACCACAGAAAUCCGAUCUUCUUUCUCAUCUCUCUCCGAAAUUCACAGCGGCCCUAAGAUUACCUCUUUUAAACACCUACGCGCCUGUAUCGAAGAAGCUCUCCGUAUGAGUCCAUCACUCGGCUCUGACUCUAGAGAGAAGUUCGUCCUAGGGGCAUCACAAUCGAUGGAAAAAAUUGAGGAGAUGAAAAUGGUAUUUGCACCGUUUAGUUUGGGAUUGAGAGGAUGUCCGGGAAAAUUGAUGGCGUAUAUGGAGAUGGGGAUUAUGAUGGCGAAGAUGCUGUUUUGUUUUUAUUUUAGGAGGCCAGGGAAUGGGCUGGGAGAGGUGGAAGAGGGAGUGUUGGGUGAUGAGGGGGGUAGGGGAAGGAUAAAUGAGUUUCAAUUGAUGGAACAUUUGGCUAGUACGCAUGUGGGUCCGUAUGCGGAGUUUAGAUUGAGGAAUGGACUGAAGGCGGAGUUUGAGGGCUUUUAGUUGAGGAUUGUGGUUU
Molecule: messenger RNA, 1453 nt
Organism: Botrytis porri
Lineage: Eukaryota; Fungi; Ascomycota; Leotiomycetes; Helotiales; Sclerotiniaceae
Exons: 5
Coding region: 1-1437 (478 amino acids)
Molecular function (GO): iron ion binding; oxidoreductase activity, acting on paired donors, with incorporation or reduction of molecular oxygen; heme binding
Source: RefSeq, a predicted model, not a curated record